AGCUGCCGCAUCACUGUGCAGCACAGCUAAUACACUCCUGUAUAUGCUGGUGUGCUUAAUUCUUUUUCGGGGGGGUGAACUCCUGAGGAGCGGAUGAAGAAACAAAUUUUGCUUUUGUUCACCUUCAGAGGACUAUUGUGCAAAGGGAAGAGGGGGAAAAAGAGAAAAUGGCUAAAUUUAUAUUAAGGGCAGCUGAAGCCAAGGACGUGUCUGAUAUCCUGCGACUCAUAAAGGAGCUCGCAAAGUAUGAAGACAUGGAAGAGCAGGUCAGACUGACCGAGAAAAAUCUACUUGAAGAUGGUUUUGGGGAUCAUCCUUUCUAUCACUGCUUGGUUGCUGAAGUCCCAAACGAGCAGAGCUCGCAAGGACACAAUGUGAUUGCCUUCGCCAUGUACUACUUCACAUAUGACCCUUGGAUUGGAAAGCUUCUCUACUUGGAGGACUUCUUUGUUAUGCAGGAGUUCCGUGGCCUUGGCAUCGGUUCACAGAUCCUGAAGGUCCUGAGUGAGACAGCAGUGAAGACCCGCUGUAGCAGCAUGCACUUCAUCGUUGCAGAAACCAACACAAAGUCCAUUGAGUUCUACAAGCGCAGAGGAGCAGCAGAUCUGUCCUCCGAGGAGGGCUGGCGUCUUUUUAAGAUUGGAGAAGAGGAGCUGGUAAAAAUGACAAAGGCCAAAUAGUUUACUGAUUUGUACUGGCUGCUGCUGAUGGCAAUAAUUAUGAGUGAGUUUUGAAUAAUGUUUUGAAUUAAUACCUUAAUCAUCAACCUGUAAACUGUGACAUUAAAGGUUUUGGUGUUUUCUUUUUAAUUAAUUGCCUGUAGUGCCAGGCCUUGGGAGGAAAAAGCCUGACUCUACGGGUCAGAGGUCACAGAGGGAAAAUUCUACAAUAAAAUGAACGUGAAAAAAUGUGGAAACAUAUAAAAAUCUAUUUUGUAUAUUGAUUUUGCCUUUGUGUGCAAAAAUAAACAAAUAUACAAAUAUGCCUAUACACAGUA
Molecule: messenger RNA, 997 nt
Organism: Betta splendens (Siamese fighting fish)
Lineage: Eukaryota; Metazoa; Chordata; Actinopteri; Anabantiformes; Osphronemidae
Product: diamine acetyltransferase 1-like
Exons: 6
Coding region: 168-680 (170 amino acids)
Molecular function (GO): N-acetyltransferase activity
Source: RefSeq, a predicted model, not a curated record